GUAACCAUGACAACGUUGGAGAUCACUGUUGUGUCCGCUGAAGGUCUCAACCAACACACUUCUUACUUCAACCGCAUAAGACCCUUCUUCACUCUCACCAAGCUCCCCGCACACCUCCUCUACCACUACGACGGAGGAGGAACAGGGGACCACGUGUUCCGCGUCCCACUCGAUCCAACCUUCUUCUCCGACACAUAUUCCCGCCUGCAUCUCCACCUCUACAACGACCGUCGCUUUAUAGGGCCCACGCUCCUCGGAUGGUGUCUGAUUCCGCCCUCCGACAUUGCCUUCCCACCCUCUCACUCCCUUCGCUACCUCAGUUAUCGGUUACGGGCAAAAGACGGUUCCAAAACCCACCUCAUCCUCAACCUUUCCCUCCGCUUCCAGGGCUCCCUCUACCAAUCCCAUCCCGCCACCUGUCAGUCUGUCAUUGGAAUUCCCGUCACAGCGCAUCGCAAAUUUGGCAGCACCACCGCAACCGCAAGUGGACAACAUUCCAAUAUGGAAACUGACUUUUAAUUUUCUUUUUAGUUUUAAUUUUCCUUUUAAACAAUAAAAAUAAUGAAAAUUGUUGAACACACGUUACUUUGUAAUUUGGUUUUGGAGGUCAAUGUCAAUGUGCCGUAUAUGCCAUCCCGUGACGUACACAGGUGUCUAUCUCUUUAUUUCUAUUGCAGUUUAUCCACAUUUUUUUUUUCAUUUUAGUCUUUUCUACUUUGAUUUCUAGCAAUAUAAGUUUUUUAAGUAAUAUAUU
This is a messenger RNA of Vigna radiata var. radiata (mung bean), 754 nucleotides long. RefSeq lists its product as uncharacterized. Lineage: Eukaryota; Viridiplantae; Streptophyta; Magnoliopsida; Fabales; Fabaceae. The transcript has a single exon. The record is from RefSeq and is a predicted model, not a curated record. Bases 7 to 519 code for a protein of 170 amino acids.